AUGAUUGGGGAAAAAUACACACAUAUUAUGGACUCAUGGCAAGUCUGUAGGAUACUUGAAGAGCUCCCGAGAGACAUUGAAAUAGAUUCAAAGAAUUUCGAAGUUUUCAGAGCUAUCGAUAUCCCAAAAAAACUGCUUAGCACACUCAAAACCGGUAACAAAAGGUGCACAUGUAUUUGCAAAAGCGAUAAAGGAGAGUACCACUUGUUAGAAACAUAUGGCGUCAACUAUUGGAUCAGUUGGCCCUUGAAUGCUUUACAAAGUAGCAAAUUUUUAUUAGAUUAUCCUGAAAAGAUUGAGCAACAGGAUCAAGAAACACCAAAAGAUUGGAGUAAAUUGCAGUUCAGAGAUUUACUACAUGUAUGGAAGGAAGGGAAGAGCAUGUGCAAUAUCAGCUCAUCUUUAGAGUUGGAUAUGAAGGUACCAAAUAUGGAAAGCGGUAGUCGAACUGAUAGUAUGCGUGUGGAGCCCGAUAGCUAUCUGGAAGCUAAGUAUUACGAAUCUCUCUUCUUCAUACAGAUUCCUUUGGCAUACUUUGUGAAAUCAAACAUAAGUAGAUUUAAGAACAUUUGCAAGAGCACGUACAGAAGCAAUACUGAUAUAGUGUAUCAGAGUAUACUUGCAAAAUAUCUUCUCCGGGUCAAAGAAUUUGAUCGACGGCAUGAGGGCUCUGGUGUUUUAAAAAGUGAUUUAGGAAGUCAAGUUUCAUGCGAGAAGCGCGAUGCUCUUUUGGCCAAAUACCAUGCUGUGGGGAAAGAGCAGCUCCAGAACAGAUUAUCUAGCAUACUAAAAAUUCGUGAAAUCAAACUGCAAAUAGUUCUACUUUUGGAAAUCAUAGCCAUUAAUAAUCUAGAUAGUAAUUUCAUUGAUUACGAACAUAGAUAUGGCAAAAGGUUGAAGCUAAGAUCGAUUAACAUAGCCAAAAAAAUGACCAAGUCUAAAAGGAAGAUUCAAUCGCCAGUCACUAAGAAGAGGAAAGAACCUAUUUUGGAUUUUUGUGAGCAGCUUGACCUUUAUUUGGAUAAACUGUGUAUCCAGGAUAUUAUAUUGGCAAGUGAACCAGCGAAGCCUGUCACAGAAGAUGAUUUGAUUGAAGAAGCCAAAAAAAAUUUGCUAAAUAAACACAAAGAGAGCUCUUCCACAGGCUUUGCCAACUUUGUUUUAAUACCAUAUUAUGAUAAGAAAGCACCGAAUGCGGUUCGCUUCAUAAUCAGAAAACUCAAGGGACCCAAUUUACGAAGCAAGAGACUACGAGACAAUAAGAUCGCCUCAAAACUUUCAUCAAUAGAAAUAGCAGAAGCAGCAGAAAUGGCUGCAUCUCCGCAAGGGUCAUCUAAGAUGAGUUCCACGCCUUCAUCACCUCGUAUUCUAGGCUCAUCUGCUUUUUCCAGACAUGUACCUUCCAAUACGCUUGUACCAGAAUUACUAGCUUCAAGGAGCAAUUCACUUGUUAACACGUUUUUUGAGGGUGGAAAUAGUACUUUGCAGAAACCUUCCUUUAUUUCACGCACUACUUCUGAUCUCACAAUGAAUCACCUUCAGAAGAGACAGCUUCCACUUACGGAUUUUUCUUCUCAGAAUUUGGCAGUGAAAGGCUCCAACGAAUUUACGUCUACCCGAUCCUUUCUUUCUUCCACUUUUCAUAAAUUACCAGUCGCGCAAACUUCAUUUCGAAGAGUUGGAAGACGUAAAGACAUUAAUUCAAGCAUACCCCCAGAAAACGUGCUAAAAAAUCAGGAAAGAGAUCUUGUGCAAGUCGAGAGUACGCCGUUAGCAAAAUCAAAGAAGGCGUUACCGGAAAAAAAGGCACAUCUGUUAAAUAUUGUUGAGUCUCCAGUCAAUGCUACCAAUGAUUCCCCUGUUGGCAGGGAUAUCGACACUAAUAAAGGAGAAUGUACUGACUCUGGCGAGAAUACGACACACAAAAGAAACAUUAAACGGAGACUUUUCGCACCUUAG
Zygotorulaspora mrakii is the source of this 1959-nucleotide messenger RNA. RefSeq names its product Sld3p (gene SLD3). Gene Ontology annotation, biological process: DNA replication initiation. Gene Ontology annotation, cellular component: DNA replication preinitiation complex. The record is from RefSeq and is a predicted model, not a curated record. NCBI's taxonomy places the organism in Eukaryota, Fungi, Ascomycota, Saccharomycetes, Saccharomycetales, Saccharomycetaceae. Bases 1 to 1959 code for a protein of 652 amino acids. The transcript has a single exon.